Molossus molossus (Pallas's mastiff bat) is the source of this 279-nucleotide messenger RNA. RefSeq names its product mitochondrial import receptor subunit TOM5 homolog. Lineage: Eukaryota; Metazoa; Chordata; Mammalia; Chiroptera; Molossidae. Gene Ontology annotation, cellular component: mitochondrial outer membrane translocase complex. The record is from RefSeq and is a predicted model, not a curated record. Bases 1 to 279 code for a protein of 92 amino acids. The transcript has 2 exons.
AUGGUUUGCAUAGAGGGCCUUGAGCCAAAGCUGGACCCGGAGGAGACGGAACCGAAGAUGCUCGAGGAUGCGAGCUCCUCCACAUGCAACUUCCUCAUCCAUGUGGCCCUGCUGUGCGUCACUCCUUUUAUCUUAAAGAAACUGAAAUUCAGUGGGUGGGAAGAGACAGACUGCAACACACUCCAAGGAUUAGAAAAAGACUGUUUAAUGCACACGGUGCUGUCCCAGCGGAGUCACCUCCAAAGGCUGAGCCCCGAGCCCGGCUUCCAGCGCCUUUGA